CUCAAAAAACCACUUGCUCAAAAUCUUUUCAAACUCUCUCUCUCUCUUUCUCUGUCUCUCUGUCUCUCUCUCUCUCUCCAAAUUAGGGUUUUCUUUCGCACACUCUCUCGCUCCUUCUCAGACCAAUUUUCAUUCCCCCGAUCUCUCUCCUAAUUAGGGCUUCAAUGCCUGCCAAUUCCAUAGGUGAAUUCAACACAGUGCCAAUCCGUUCCAUUAAACAACGAUUUCGGCAUUCAAUUCACUUCACAUCACAAUAGCGCCGUCGGAUUCCUCCGAUGGCCCCUAGCCGUAGAAAAGGCGGCAGCAAAGCAGCGGCAGCCGCCGCCGCCGCUCGUCAAUGGAAAGUCGGCGAUCUCGUUCUUGCUAAAGUUAAGGGGUUCCCUGCAUGGCCUGCCACGGUCAGUGAGCCCGAGAAGUGGGGUUAUUCUACUGAUUUGAAGAAAGUGCUGGUUUACUUUUUUGGAACCCAACAAAUCGCUUUCUGCAAUCCUGCUGAUGUCGAAGCAUUUACCGAGGAGAAAAAACAGUCACUUGUGAAACGUCAAGGAAAGGGUGCUGACUUUGUUCGUGCUGUGAAGGAAAUUGUUGAUAGUUAUGAUAAAUUAAAAAAAGAGAGACAACUUGAUGAACCUAACUGUGGUGGCAAUAUUGCUGAUGCAAAUCUUUCAAAUCCAUUGAACUCAUAUGACAAGGAUCAGAUCGAUGCUCCUGAGUUCACACCUACAUUACCUAUGAAAUCUUCAAAUUCUGUUAUUGACAAACAUGAGUUAGUAUGUCCAACUGAGGAUGACUCAGCUUGUGAAUUGAAGGAUCAAUCUCAUAAUAUUAAGGAGACAUCAAAGGAGCUUACUAAUAAUGUUCUUUCUGUACAAUUGUCGAAGCCAGUUACUUACUCUUCUCGAAAGAGAUCUGCUGGCGACUUAUGCCCCCAAGGCUUUGUAACAGAUAGACAUAUGCCAGUACGAAGGUCUAGAAGCUCAUCGCGGGUCCAAAACUUUAUGAAUCCUUGUAAUGACAGUGGAAAGAGUGCUGGAAGCCCGUUAGCCAAUGCAGCACAGGGUGCAUCUGUAAGAAGGAAUAAACGUCAUCGGAAAUCACCUGAUAUUGUUAGCUGUAAUGAUUUUGAUUCAUCUGCUUUUGUCUUGAAUGGUAGUGUGGAGGACAAAGACAAUAGCUCUUACACAAUUGAUUCUGAUGAAUUUAGCUUGAAUGAGGGUAGUACAAUAGAUUCAAAUUUUAAACACACUGAAGCUAUUGAAUGCCCUGAAGAAGUUGAGCUGAACAAAGGCCUUGAUCUUAAAAUAAAGGGUGUGGUCAAUAAGAAGAAAAGAAACCCAAAUAGGAAGAGGGCAACCAAAGAAGCUUCCAAGCCAACCAUUAAGCUUGAGGAAGAACUUGGUGUGCAGAAUGCCAGUCAAAGUUCCCAGAAUAUUUGCAGAAAUUCAGAAGAGAGAUGCUUUGAACAAGAUGGAGAUGAACACUUGCCCCUUGUGAAGCGAGCGAGAGUCAGAAUGGGUAAAUCAUCUUCCACAGAGGCAGAACUCAAUAGCAUUCCUCAUGCUCCAGGGAAAAGCGUUAAGGAAGAUAUUAACUCACCACCACAGAUGAUAACAUCCUCAAAUUGUGAGAAUGGGAGCUCUGCUGAUGGAGGCUCAUCUGUCCUGAAUGGGGCUAUGGAUAAUAUUUCUCCUUCAAAUAUUUCUGCUCCAUGUUUAGAAAAUCAGAUUUGUAUUACGAAGCGAGAUCAAACAUUCAGCUCUGUGGAUGACGAAGCUGCUUUACCUCCAUCUAAACGCCUUCAUCGUGCUUUGGAAGCUAUGUCGGCUAAUGCUGCUGAAGAAGGUCAAGUUCGUAAAGAAGCAUCAUCCUCCAGAAUGACAUCAAUUGGUACGUGCUGUUUAUCUGCUAUCAAGGCAAGUCCAGAUAUGAAUAUUAAUGAUCAUGAAGGUGGUGGUUUAGGGUUUCAAAAGUUUGAUACCUGCAGUGGUAAUUCUUCUCAUAUCAUUGUGCAUAGUUUGUCAGCCAAUUCAAAUCUGGUUAUUUCAACAGAGAAUAAAUCAUCUAAACAAGCGGAUAAGCUAUCAACCAGGUUCCAACAUGAAACUGGCAAUGAUGUUCUACCAAAUGCUGCAGACCAAGUUGAAAAACUUAGUGACUAUGUUGCUUUUCAUACUGCUAAUGCAGAUUUGAAAACUGAGGUACAUAGAGAAAUUUCUCCAAAUCUUGAUUCAAAAUGUUAUGAAGUUGAAAGCAAUCAAAAUUCACCUGACCCGUCAUUACCACCAGCACCAAAUAGUGAAGAUAAUAUUACGACUGUGAAUUAUUCAAAUACAAGAUCUGAUGCAUCAGAGCAUAAUGGAAUAAGCCUUCAUUCUGUGACAGAUGUGACAAAGAAAGAAAUUAGUUCCCCCCAAAAUAAUAUUGAUCUGCCUCAGAAUGAGGUUGUUGUUUGUGAGGAUAAGAAGUGUUUGAAUCCAUCAGUUGAUGAUGUUAAUAAAGCAAAUGACAUGAGUGAGGUCAUAAAAGAGGUACAAUGGAAAGGGCCAGAGGAGGAUUUGAAUUAUGUUUCAACAUCUGAUGACUGUUUGGGUGAAAAGGUUAUUUCGGGCAUUCGGUCAAGUCCAUCCUUGACAGAUGGGGGAGAUUGCAUUCCACAAGGAUCACCUCCAAACACGUCAAUUUGCAAUGUUUCUACAUCAGACAGUAGUAAUAUCCUUCACAAUGGUAGUUGUAGCCCUGAUGUUCAUUUACACCAGAAACAAAAUUUAUCUUGUCCUGUUGAUGAAAGUAAGUAUGGGUCUGAAGCAACCCAACAAUCAAGAUCCAUGGGCAAGUCAACAGAAGCAGGACGUGCUGCUUUGUUGUACUUUGAAGCAAUGCUUGGGACCUUAAAAAGGACAAAGGAAAGUAUUGGGCGAGCAACACGCAUAGCUAUUGACUGUGCAAAGUUUGGCAUUGCAGCUAAGGUCAUGGAUAUUCUUGCCCACAAUCUUGAAAGUGAAUCAAGCUUGCAUCGGAGGGUUGAUUUGUUUUUUCUUGUUGACUCUAUUGCACAGUUUUCACGUGGUUUAAAAGGUGAUGUUUGUGGAGUAUAUUCAUCCGCUAUCCAAGCAGUCCUCCCUAGACUAUUGUCUGCUGCUGUUCCUCCUGGAAAUGCUUCACAAGAGAACCGUAGGCAGUGUCUUAAGGUUUUAAGGCUGUGGUUGGAGAGAAAAAUCUUACCGGAGUCGAUGAUUCGCCACCAUAUCCGGGAAUUGGAUUUAUAUAGUUCACUUUCUGCAGGUGCAUUUUCACGACGAUCAUUAAGAACAGAGAGAGCUUUGGAUGACCCUAUAAGAGAAAUGGAGGGUAUGCAUGUUGAUGAAUAUGGAAGCAACUCAAGUUUGCAGCUACCUGGAUUUUGCAUGCCUCGAAUGCUUAAAGAUGAAGAUGACAAUGAAGGGAGCGAUUCUGAUGGAGGGAACUUUGAGGCUGUCACACCCGAGCAUAAUUCUGAAGUACAUGAAAUGACUUCUACAAUCGACAAACACAGGCAUAUCUUAGAAGAUGUUGAUGGUGAGCUUGAAAUGGAAGAUGUGGCUCCUUCUCGUGAUGUUGAAAUGAAUUCAUUUUGCAACGUUGAUAGCGGAAACGUCACAAUGUUUGAGAAGAAUCCUUCUGUGUCUAUGCCGCUAUCGUCGGCACCUCCGCCAUCUGCCCCUCCACCACCACCACCACCACCUCCUCCUCCACCCCCACCUCCUAUGCUACACCAUGUGUCAUCUACCUCUGAUCCAUGUCGUACUGUUUUUAAUUCAAGAGGUCAUACUGAAUUGCAGUGUGUGAAAGACAAUCCACUUCACUCUAUAGCUCAUCCCGUAGCACCAAGGAGUAGCCAACCUCUUAGUGAUGCAGUGCACUAUCAUGCUCCAGAAUACAGAGAAAUGCACAUGCCAGACAGCUUCCCUGUACCACCCACAGUAAAUUAUCGACAUUCUGACGGUGUUACUAUGCAUAAUAGAGGGUAUCCUAUACGGCCACCUCGCCAUGUUCCGUCCAAUCAAUUUUCUUUUGUUCAUGGGGAACAGCAUAAUAGACAUCGAAGGGAGAUUCCACCACCUCCUUAUUCCAAUAGGCAACACUUUAUGGAGAACAUGGAGAGAGAGAACUUCUAUAAUAAUAAUCAUGAAAGAUUAAAACCACCUCCAUAUGAUUACCGGGAGAGAUGGGAUGUUCCCGCACCUUAUUCUGGUCCUAGGUAUCACGACGAAGAUAUGCCAUCCCCAUAUGGGUGUCAUCCAUGCGAACCAACUAGAAUACCAGGUCAUGGGUGGAGAUUCCCUCCCCGGUCAAUGAAUCACAGGGACUCCAUGCCAUUUAGACCACCUCCCUUUGAAGAUGCAAUUCCAGUUGCAAACAGAGGUCCAAGCUUUUGGCGGCCUAGGAGGUAGUACCAAGAAUCCAAAUCUGGUAUAACCAACUUUUCGGCCUGAGAUCUGGCUUUGUUUAGGAGGUGAUUUAUGGUCUAUCAUUCUGUACAUGUAGGACUCUUCGGAGGAGGAUUCACCAGAAUCUGCACAGAACAUAUGAAUGAUCUAGAAGAUUUGUUGUACAUAUGUAUUUAAAGCCUAUUCUGCAGAAUGCAGGGCAGGAAGAGUCAUUGUAGAUUUGUCGGAGGGGUGUAACCUUAACUUGCUUAGGUUGUCGUGUCAAAAUUUUCCCCCGCCAAAUUUUAUAAUUUAUUUCGUGGAAGCCCUCUUAUAGAAUUUAGAUCAGUAUAUAUAUAAAUUUCAGUGAAUAUUUCUUGAAAUUGUUCUUGAUACAAAGAAAAAUUUCUCCCUACUGUAUUCUCUCAUUAGUUGUUUACUCAGGUAUGCCAACACAAGUCUGUGUGCAUGGUCAGUUGGUGGUUGCCAACUCUUCUGAAAUAAACCCGUGUGGGCCAGAUAUUUGAUAUGCUUGUCGGAAGAUGGCUUCUUCUCCCUCCUCGUUCACUAUUCUCAAGAGUUUCUAAUUUGUGUUCAGAUAGUAAAUUACAUGUUUAGAUUAGUUAAUUCAGAUGAAUUUAAGAUGUCAUGGAGUUAAUUCGGAUGUAUUUUACAUGUCAUUCCUUGCUGACGUUGUUUUUUGGAGCCGGAGAUACUUCUCUCCAAGUCUUCUAAAUCAGUACCCUUAAAAAUGUAUUUAAUACGAUUAUUUUGUUCUUUUAA
Messenger RNA from Cicer arietinum (chickpea), 5189 nucleotides. RefSeq names its product protein HUA2-LIKE 3. The record is from RefSeq and is a predicted model, not a curated record. Lineage: Eukaryota; Viridiplantae; Streptophyta; Magnoliopsida; Fabales; Fabaceae.